Molecule: messenger RNA, 2067 nt
Organism: Punctularia strigosozonata HHB-11173 SS5
Lineage: Eukaryota; Fungi; Basidiomycota; Agaricomycetes; Corticiales; Punctulariaceae
Exons: 1
Coding region: 1-2067 (688 amino acids)
Source: RefSeq, a predicted model, not a curated record
AUGAGGGCCAUGUUCGGUACGCGGUCCGCGACCGUCAAGCGAAAAGAGUCUCGGGGAUCCUCUGGUCCAUCUUCGGGACGCAGUUACAGCAGUUCCGAUACUUCAGACAAUCAGCGGCAGAAAGCACAACAAGUUGAGGCCAUGCUGUCGUCUUUAGGUCCAAUGCUAGGACCAGCGCCGUCUAAGCCUCGAGCGACACCCAAGAAAACCCAUGGAAAUUCGAGUGACCGUACGCCAGCACCGCGUCAUGCUGACCUCGCGUCUGCUGCUCCGUGGAAUGCACCUCGGCGCAUAUUAUCGCAAGUCGAUUCGGACGAGGAGUUCGUAUCCUUCACUCGCCCCUCUCCACCCCCCUCUGCACUCGGACUUUCGACGUCGCAUCACACGGGUCACCCUUACCCUUUCUCCUCUCGUGGCACGGUGGCUUCUGUACAUUCUCCCGAACCUGUACAGCGCACCACUCAUAACACCUAUCAUCCACCAACUCUGGGGCCGGUGAGGAAAGCCAACGCGAUAGUGCAACCCGAUCAUACACCGCGCCGCAACGGUGCCUCUGCACAAACCAUUCACGAACAACCACAUCGCUCGCGUUCCAAAUCCUUAGGCGCACAUACUCGUUCCCCCCCGACUAUCCAACACAAACCACCGCUUCCCCCUGCACCUGCUCGAACAAUCAGGGAGCCAACGAGGGAACUGUCGUUCUUUGAGUCGGACUGGGGCGGUGAUGACCCUUUUGCGCGUCUUCCUCCCCCUUCGCAUGUGCCACCGUCGUUUCCUCCGGAUCUUUUGGACCACCAAGCGACCGUCUCUGCAUUGUCUGUCAAAAAAUCCACCAUUCCAAACAAGCAGAGCAUGCCUAAUCUGGAGGGCAUAUGGCAAAGGUUUUUGGUUGAGGCCGACGAAGAGGACACCCAGGACUCCUCACUUCCAGAUUCAGCGAGCGGGGCCCCGCUAUUAGGCAGAUCAAUGUCUGCGAAUGCGGUGGACGCCGCAGGAUCGGCAAUGCCGCGCCCUGUCUCGGUGGCACGGCGGACUCAAUCGCAUCAAGCUCUGGCACUUCGUGCCCGUACGCAGACCCCGCGUUAUCCGAUUUAUCAUUCCAGUGCUUCAGACUUGCGAUACAACUCUGGAAGGCAUAACGAAACUUGGUCCGACUCUGGUUCCUACUCUCGCAUUUCACGGACGCCGCCCAUGCCAACGGGCACAGACGAACAUCGCUCAAGCGCCUUGCUCGACGCAUUUUCUCAUCUUGAGGCUGUCCAAGAGGAGUUCCGUCUUUCUGCUGCAGCAACGGCGCCGGACUCUCCAGCAGCGGCGCCCUCCGGCUUUCCUACCCCGCCCCUCUCACUUCCCCGACAAAGACCGCCACCCUGGGACAAAAACGCCGAACUACCGCAACUCUCGACAGAGAAGCUGCUACCGCCCAUCGUCACAGACGUGACACGUGGGAUCCCUUUGGCGACACCCCCGCUCGAAAGCGCCCUGAGCUGGGCUUCAUCACGAAGCGAAGACAGUCAAGCUUUUUCGCCGUUCACCCCUCAAUCUUCGCGUCCCUUCCACACUGCUGUAAGCAGUCCGUCUGCUUCGGCGCCUCCUGUGAACUUCUGCCGGCCGGUCCACAUGCUUCCUCGCGCUACCUCUCCUCCACAUGGGCCAUUACCUAGACCCCCGGACUUAUUCAUUCCGGCUAGGACGGAGUUACAGCUGACACCUCCACGCUCAAAAUCUUCGAGGGAAGAUGCAUCAUCAUCGCACGGCGGAGCCGACGCGGACUUCCCAUCUUUCGCACCGGACACAAUUGCUUCCCCGCCUGUAUCCAGAACGCCGUCGCCUGAACCGGAUGCAGAGAACGUCCUCUUCAUUCCUGAGCGUUCGCCAGGCUCUUCCCCGCUCUCCCCGGACUUGCAAGCGUUCAUUAAAGCUGACCUGCAUAAGUCCGGUGCACUCUCUCGAAUGCGUCGUCAGCAGCGUCAGGAAUUCCUCAGCUCGACGACGACAAUAGAAGUUAACCGCUGUCCUACCCCAAACUCCACCGAAGGAGACGUGCAAUGGGGUUAUGCCGUUUGA